Staurois parvus is the source of this 1332-nucleotide messenger RNA. Lineage: Eukaryota; Metazoa; Chordata; Amphibia; Anura; Ranidae. The record is from the annotation of a GenBank genome assembly.
UUUUUUUUUGUUCUUUUCUUUCAGACACAAAUAAGCCCUCGGGAAGGCUGGCAGGUUUACAGCUCAGCUCAGGACCCCGAUGGCCGCUGCAUCUGCACCGUGGUGGCUCCAGAACAGAACCUGUGCUCCCGAGAUGCAAAAAGCAAACAACUCCGGCAGCUUUUAGAAAAGGUGCAGAACAUGUCACAGUCAAUAGAAGUUUUGAAUCUCCGCACACAAAGAGAUUUCCAGUAUGUACAGAAGAUGGAGACCCAAAUGAAGGGUCUAAGGUCCAAAUUUAGGCAAAUUGAGGAGGACCGGAAAAAUCUAUUAACUCGGCACUUUCAGGAUCUGAAAGAAAAGAUGGAUGAGCUCCAGCCACUAAUUCCAGUUUUGGAACAAUACAAAACAGAUGCCCGGCUAAUUACACAGUUCAAAGAGGAGAUCAGAAAUUUGACUGGAACACUCACAACCAUCCAACAUGAGAUAGGGGCAUUUGACUAUGAAGAGCUACAUCAACGGGUUCUAGGAUUGGAGACCAGACUGAGAGAUUGCAUGAAAAAACUAACUUGUGGAAAACUUAUGAAGAUUACUGGUCCUGUUACAAUAAAAGCAUCUGGGCCCAGGUUUGGAGCAUGGAUGACAGAUCCUAUAGCAUCAGAGAAAAAUAAUCGUGUCUGGUAUAUGGAAGGAUUUACAACCAGCAAGAUUGUACGUGAGUACAAGUCAAUGGCAGAUUUUGUCACUGGAGCAGAGUCAAGGACUUACACACUACCAGUGAAAUGGGCUGGCACUAGUCACCUGGUGUACAAUGGGUCACUGUACUUCAACAAGUACCAAAGCAACAUCAUUAUUAAGUACAGCUUUGGCACGGGGAAAAUUUUGGCCCAGCGUAGUUUGGACAAUGCUGGAUUCAACAAUGUCUAUCCAUACACGUGGGGUGGCUACUCUGACAUUGAUCUCAUGGCUGAUGAAUUUGGUUUAUGGGCUGUUUAUGCUACCAACCAGAAUGCUGGCAAUAUUGUUAUUAGCCAAUUACGGCAGGAUACACUAGAGGUGUUAAAGAGCUGGAGUACAGGAUAUCCUAAGAGGAGUGCUGGAGAGUCCUUUAUGAUCUGUGGCACUUUGUAUGUUACCAACAACCAUCUCACUGGGGCGAAGGUUUACUACUCAUAUUCUACCAAGUCCUCUACAUAUGAAUAUAUGGACAUCCCCUUUCAUAAUCAGUACUUUCACAUAUCAAUGCUGGAUUACAAUGCUCGAGAUCGUGCCCUGUAUGCCUGGAACAAUGGACACCAGGUGCUUUUUAAUGUCACGCUUUUUCACAUCAUUAAAACGGACAGCGAUGUGUGA